AUGUACUUUGAUGGGGCCAUGAAUAAGAGCGGAGCCGGUAUAGGGGUAGUUUUGGAAGCACCAAAUGGAGAACAAUUGUUAAUGUCAAAAAGGCUAUGUUUCCCAACCACUAAUAAUAUUGCAGAAUAUGAGGCUUGCAUUUGUGGCCUAGAGGCAUUAAUAGCUGUUGGGGCUAAAAAAGUGGAGGUGUUUGGAGAUUCAAUGCUAGUAGUUUCCCAUAUUAAAGGUGAAUGGGAAUUGAAAGAAGAAAAGUUGAGGCCAUACCUGGAGUAUGCUAAGAAACUAUUAUUUAGCUUUGAGGAAGUGACAAUUAAGCACAUGCCUAGAGCUCAGAACCAGAUGGCUGAUGCUCUAGCCACGCUGGCAUCCUUAUGGGAGAAGGGUGAUCAGAAGUUGACCCAGCCAGUUAUCCUGAUGAGGAGUAGAAUCCCAUGCUAUGAAGGGUUAAUAAUAGCACAUUUAGAUCUAGAAGAUGAGAUGAAACGGUAUGAGGACAUAAGAAGAUAUUUAGAGGUAAGAGAAUACCCACAGUCAGCCAAUAGUAGGGAUAGAGCUACAAUUCGUAGAUUAGCCACUCAGUUCACUUUGGCUGGGGGGCAACUCUACAAAAGGUUCUUCGAAGGACUAUUGCUCUUGUGUGUGACAAAAAAGCAGUCUGAGCAGAUAAUGGAGGAAGUACAUGCAGGAGUGUGUGGUCCUCACAUGAACGGAAGGACUGUGCUAAAUUUGUGA
This is a messenger RNA of Hevea brasiliensis (rubber tree), 732 nucleotides long. RefSeq lists its product as uncharacterized. Gene Ontology annotation, molecular function: nucleic acid binding; RNA-DNA hybrid ribonuclease activity. NCBI's taxonomy places the organism in Eukaryota, Viridiplantae, Streptophyta, Magnoliopsida, Malpighiales, Euphorbiaceae. The record is from RefSeq and is a predicted model, not a curated record. The transcript has 2 exons. The coding region runs from base 1 to 732 and encodes 243 amino acids.